This is a messenger RNA of Malania oleifera, 397 nucleotides long. RefSeq names its product serine/threonine-protein phosphatase 7 long form homolog. The record is from RefSeq and is a predicted model, not a curated record. Lineage: Eukaryota; Viridiplantae; Streptophyta; Magnoliopsida; Santalales; Ximeniaceae. Bases 21 to 320 code for a protein of 99 amino acids. The transcript is spliced from 2 exons.
GGGACGACUUGAGGGCAUCGAUGGUUGCGCUUCACACAUUGCCCUGGUACAGGUUCGAGUUGGACAUGCACCGGGAGCAUGAGUUUAUAUGGAUGCCCUACACGGAUGAGAUUUUAGCCGACAUGCCGCCUGCCUAUGCAGACGGGAGGGACCUGUGGGUAGCGCGAGUGCCACUCAUAUGCUUUCAUAUUAUUGAGUGGUAUCUCCCCGAUCGAGUCAUGCGACAGUUCGGGUUUCGACAGGUCAUUCCCGCCCCAUUUAUGACUUCGGGGGUAGAUAUUGUUGGGGACGAUCUCCACGGCAUGGAUGGACGCGGUUGAGGGGUCACAGACUGGUCGAGUACGCACGCGAUAUUCGUCACUGCGUGGGAGCAUCGGCGAGACUACAUCGUACGAGG